GGCCUACCGCGUCGGGCCCGUAUACCUGACACCCCAAACCCUGAACCCUAGCUUAGCUUCGACUCUUCCCUCUCCGUCCCCGGCCAAUCUCCCCUCCUUCCUCCUGCUCACCUCCCAAAUCGGCCAAACGCGAAGAGCGAACUCAGCGACCCACCCGUUCGUUCUCCUCCCGUUCCCGGGUGAGGCGGGGUAAAGAUGUCGUCUCUGCGGAACGCAAUCUCGAGGCGGGCUCACAAGGAGCGCGCCCAGCCGGAGGCGAGGAAGAAGUUCGGGCUUCUCGAGAAGCACAAGGACUAUGUCGUCCGCGCCAAGGCCUUCCACCGCAAGGAGGAUUUCAUCAGGAAACUGAAGGAGAAGGCAUCAUUCAAAAACCCAGAUGAGUUCUAUUUCAAGAUGAUCAACAGUAGAACCGUGGAUGGAGUGCAUAAGGCCAAGCCUGAAAAUGAGUACACUGAAGAGGAACUUCUGCUGUUGAAGAAUAAAGACAUGGGAUACAUCCUUCAGGGCAUUCAAAGCGAAAAGAAGAAAAUUGAACGAUUAAGCUCAACGCUUCAUCAACUAGAUAACAAACGUUCGAACAAGCAUGUUUACUUUGCUGAGGACAGGGAAGAAGCCAAAGAAAUACAAUCUAGGAUAGAACAAAGCAGCAAUGCAACUCAUUUUGGCAACAUCCCUUCCCGUAUAAGGAGGAAAACAGCUUCCUCCUACAAGGAGUUAGAAGGCAGGAAACUCAGAGUUCAAAAGCUUGAGAAACUGUACGCAGACAUGGCCUUGCAAAAAGAGUUGAAGAAACCCGGACGCAAAAGGAAACUCCGCGAAGAAGAGAUGGAAAAUCCAACAUCACAGCCUGUUUACAAGUGGCGUGCGCAACGGAAGCGGUGAGACAGCAAUUUUGCCGCUGCACCUUAGAACUUCAGAUAAAAAUUGCAGGAAGUAUUGCUGACUGAUCCUAAAGUAGAACUGGGGCUUUUGAAGAGUUUCUCCUGAAUUCUGAAGCACAUCUCUGUAAUUUUGCCCUUCCACAACACCACCAGUUCUUUCCCUUAUAGCCUUUGAUGAAUAUUUGUGGUUCCUAUGUUGGAGACCACGUACUGCUAUUACUGUAUGUUAUUUUCUCAAAAUGUUGGGCUAUCAGAAUCAACAUGUAAGAAAAAAAAAUGAUGGAUAUGGUUUGAAUUAUGUCUCUGUUGUAUGGCUAGGAUUAGCAGUUGCGUUGUAUGUCUAAAAAAACAUGUAAGACAGCAAUGUUUGUGCUUAA
Messenger RNA from Brachypodium distachyon (stiff brome), 1258 nucleotides. RefSeq names its product probable U3 small nucleolar RNA-associated protein 11. Gene Ontology annotation, cellular component: nucleolus; small-subunit processome. The transcript is spliced from 8 exons. Bases 196 to 882 code for a protein of 228 amino acids. Gene Ontology annotation, biological process: rRNA processing. The record is from RefSeq and is a predicted model, not a curated record. Lineage: Eukaryota; Viridiplantae; Streptophyta; Magnoliopsida; Poales; Poaceae.